GCAGUGGGUGCGGACUUGGUCCACCAAAAACGGUGCUGAAGAAGGAGGCUUCGCUUCCUUCGCUUACCUACAAUGGAGAUACCAGUGUACACGCUGGAUUCCUUCACCAAUUUGCCGUUCAAGGGAAACCCUGCGGCGAUUUGUCCACUUCUGCAAGAGCUGAGUGAUGACUUGUAUUACAAGAUAGCAGCAGAGAUGAACCUCUCAGAAACUGCUUUCAUCACCAGGAUUAAUCCCUCUGACAGCUUUACUACAGGAUCAAGAUUCCGCCUUCGAUGGUUUACACCAACUACUGAAGUAGACCUGUGCAGUCAUGCCACUCUGGCCUCUGCAGCAGUGCUAUUCCAACACAUCAAAAAUGUAAAUCCCACCCUGGUGUUUGAGACCAAAAGUGGAGAUCUUUGCGUCACCCAGAAGGAGGAAGGGUACAUCAUGGACUUUCCUCUGAAUCCCCCCACCAGAGUGGAUCCCAACGACUUCAAAGACACCAUCAAGGCGGCAGUCGGACACCUCCCGGUUCAGGAAGUUUUAUUUUGCUACAACACCAAGAAGCUGCUGAUUCGACUGGCUGACAGCUGUGACAUCUCCGCGCUUACCGAUCUGAAAGUUGACACUGUGGCUCUUGAGAAUACUGAGAGAAGUGGAAGAUUCUGCGCCGUCAUCGUCACUAUGAAAGGAUCACCUGACUGCCAGCCACGAUAUGACUUCUACUCGAGAGACUUUUCUCCAUGGGUUGGCGUCCCUGAGGAUCCUGUCACUGGCUCUAACCACACCAUCCUAGGUAGCUACUGGUCUGAAAAACUAGGAAAAAAGAAAAUGCUGGCUUACCAGUGCUCCAGUCGUGGUGGCGAGCUGGAACUUGAACUGAGGGAUGAUGGAAGAAUCAACAUAGCUGGACAGGCCAUCACUAUUCUGCAGGGAACAAUCAAACUGUAGGCUGAGAUACAUCCAAGAAGACGGUGUCUGAUGUUCUAUCACAACUAUUGUGUCCCUGCAGAUAGACACUUUAUGGCUCUUGUUUAAAAAUGAGAUGGCUCAAAUAAAAAGAAAAAACGCACUCAAGUCCUGACUGUUCUAUCCUGAAAUGAUUCAACUAACAUACGUAGCUUUGUUACGCUUUUUAUCAUUCAUUCAUAACAUUACAGCAAAAAAAUUACAACCAAAAGAUUUUAAAAUGGUAUAAAUGGUAAAUGGCCUGUAUUUAUAUAGCGCUUUAAAAAAAAACAGAAACACAAGAACACAGCAGGUAAAAUUCGAAGAGUCACGAUUAGCCUUGUGGUCAGGAGAAUUUUUAACAUUUGCUACUUAUUAAUAAAUGGGAUUCAAUAAAAUGAAGUACAGCUGAUAUGGACUAAACUAAAAAAUGAUACUGUGCAGAUUCGUUUUGAUCCUAAAUAACAUGUACAUAUUCCUGAAAUUAAAAGUCAUCAUGAUGA
Neolamprologus brichardi is the source of this 1436-nucleotide messenger RNA. RefSeq names its product phenazine biosynthesis-like domain-containing protein 1. Gene Ontology annotation, molecular function: isomerase activity. Gene Ontology annotation, biological process: biosynthetic process. The record is from RefSeq and is a predicted model, not a curated record. Gene Ontology annotation, cellular component: cytoplasm. NCBI's taxonomy places the organism in Eukaryota, Metazoa, Chordata, Actinopteri, Cichliformes, Cichlidae.